Molecule: messenger RNA, 1715 nt
Organism: Durio zibethinus
Lineage: Eukaryota; Viridiplantae; Streptophyta; Magnoliopsida; Malvales; Malvaceae
Source: RefSeq, a predicted model, not a curated record
ACUAAAUUAUCUGACUCCAUUGGCCUGGGAGUCUUCAGUUUCAUUUUUCUUUAACUUGACCAAGACUUGCUACACCAGAAGUCCGGAGAAGCAGAAAGAGCAAUGGCAAAACAACAGAAGUCUGGUCAUUUGGUGCUUGUUAUGUUUCCAUUUCAAGGCCACAUAACUCCCAUGCUCCAGCUAGCCACUAUCUUACACUCCAAAGGCUAUACAAUCACUAUAGUUCACCCUGAAUUGAACUCUCCAACCCCUUCAAACCACCCUGAAUUCACCUUCAUAUCAAUACCAGAUAAGCUAACGGAAUCCGAGGUCUUAGAUGGAGAUGCUGCCAAUCUCAUGUUGAGUCUCAACAAGAACUGUGCUAUACCGUUACAGCAAUGCAUGAAAAAGAUAUUGCAUCAAAAAGAUUCACAUGAUCAUAUAAUUCAUAUUACCGCCAUCAUCUAUGAUACACUCAUGUUUUGUUCUCAAACUAUUGCUGAUGAUCUGAGGCUGCCUGGGAUAAAUGUGCGUACAAGUUCAGCUGCAACAUUGUUACUCUAUGCUCUGUUUCCUCAUCUUGAUGGGAAAGAUUCUACUUUGGAAAAUGAGAUACCAGAGCUUCAAUCCCUUCAGCUUCAGCACAUUCGUGCAUUACUAUCACAGAAUCCAACAGAUGCGAUGCUAGAGGUGAGAAAUGCAUUCACAGAAGGAGUGAGGAGCUCGUCAGCUGUAAUUGUGAACACAAUGGACUUCCUAGAACAAGCGGCACUGUCAAAGAUCAAAGAACACUUCCCUGCUCCAAUUUUCACCAUAGGGCCACUUCACAAAUUAGCUCCAACCAUUUGCAGCUCAUUAUUAAUAGAAGAUGCUAAAUGUAUCUCUUGGCUUAACAAACAAGCCCCGAAAUCUGUCAUCUACGUAAGCUUUGGUAGCUUGGCCAGCAUCGGUGAGCAAGAACUAAUUGAGACAGCUUGGGGACUAGCUAACAGUAAACAACCCUUCUUGUGGGUGAUUAGGCCUGGUUUGGUUCGUGGUUCGGAAUGGAUUGAGUCAUUGCCAAAUGGAUUCCAGGAGGGUGUGGGAGAAAGAGGUUUCAUUGUGAAAUGGGCACCUCAAAAGGAAGUGUUGGCGCAUGCUGCAGUGGGUGGAUUCUGGAGUCACUGUGGAUGGAAUUCAACCAUUGAGAGUAUUUGUGAAGGGGUACCAAUUCUAUGCAAGCCUUUCUUUGGAGACCAAAACUUGAACUCUAAUUAUAUCUGUAAUGUUUGGAAAGUAGGCCUGCAAUUGCAGAAUAAGUUGGAAAGAGGAAAUAUAGAAGCAGCUAUAAAAAGACUGAUAGUGGAUAUUGAGGGAGAGGAAAUCAGAAAGAAAGCUAUGGAUUUCAAGAAGAAAGCAAGUCUUUGUCUACAGGAGGGCGGAUCAUCAUGCUGUUCUUUCAAUGAAUUAACAAGGCAUAUAUCAUCAGUUUGAAUCAAAGACAUAAAACUAGGAUCCUUGUACCUUCAGUCCAUGGUAUGGCAUCUGUGCCGCUUAUUAUUAAGCUUGGUGGAUAAUAAGCAUAAUGUAGUUCUUUCAAAGGAUUGGCGAAGAAGAAAUUGUCAGUUAUAUUGAAACAUUUUACAUUAGUAGCUAAAACUUUAUAAUACUACAAACAUUUUCUCAACAAUCCCAAAUUAGGCAUAAAUCAAAUUUUAUGUUUUUAACAUAGAAGGCGGCCUCUCAAACGUAAGAAA